Molecule: messenger RNA, 4401 nt
Organism: Entelurus aequoreus (snake pipefish)
Lineage: Eukaryota; Metazoa; Chordata; Actinopteri; Syngnathiformes; Syngnathidae
Gene: myo6b
Product: myosin VIb
Exons: 33
Coding region: 259-4071 (1270 amino acids)
Biological process (GO): inner ear morphogenesis; actin filament organization; vesicle transport along actin filament
Cellular component (GO): myosin complex; actin cytoskeleton; endocytic vesicle
Molecular function (GO): ATP binding; actin filament binding; microfilament motor activity
Source: RefSeq, a predicted model, not a curated record
GACAAGCAGCUUUCAUCGUCUUGUCAUCCAUUGAACGGUCAGGUCAGUCUUGACUCGGACAUAAACACCACUGACGCCGAACUCUUUUCUGUCUUGUCCCCCAAACCAAUGAGGGAACUUAAAAAGUCACAUUUUGAGUCUAUUCUUUGAAGGAUAAGCGGUGAAAGUAUCCCCCACAGCUUUUACCCACAAUUGUACACCAUUUGGAGGAUAGGCAUACUGCAACAGUCGCAAGGCCGUGCUGACCGGAGCUAAGCCAUGGAGGAUGGGAAGCCAGUGUGGGCCCCCCACCCCACAGACGGGUUCCAGCUGGGCACCAUCAUCGACAUUGGAGCCGACACGCUCACCAUAGAACCUUUGAGUCAUAAGGGCAAGACUUUUCUUGCGCCGAUGAGUCAAGUGUUCCCAGCAGAAGACGACGUCAACAAACAUGUUGAAGACAACUGCUCCCUUAUGUAUUUGAAUGAAGCCACUCUCCUCAACAACGUCAAAGUGCGAUACAAUAAGGAACACAUAUAUAAUUUCGUGGCCAAUAUAUUGAUUGCUGUAAAUCCUUACUACGACAUCCCCAAACUAUAUGGGCCUGAUGCCAUCAAGUCAUACCAGGGGAAAUCACUGGGGACUCUGCCCCCUCACGUCUAUGCAAUAGCUGACAAAGCCUACAGGGACAUGAAGGUUCUAAGAAUGAGUCAGUCCAUCAUAGUUUCUGGUGAAUCUGGUGCUGGCAAAACUGAAAACACCAAGUUUGUUCUCAGAUAUUUGACCACAACUUAUGGGAGUGGUCAGGAUAUUGAUGAGAGAAUUGUUGAAGCAAAUCCUCUUCUGGAGGCAUUUGGAAAUGCUAAAACAGUCCGAAAUAACAACAGCAGUCGCUUUGGGAAGUUUGUGGAAAUCCACUUCAAUGAGAAGAAUGCAGUUGUGGGAGGAUUUGUCUCCCAUUAUUUGUUGGAGAAGUCAAGGAUUUGUAUGCAAAGUAACGACGAGAGGAACUACCACAUCUUCUACAGGCUGUGUGCUGGAGCGUCUGAGGACAUCAAGAAGAAACUGCACCUUGACUCUCCUGACUGCUUUAGAUAUUUGAACCGAGGGUGCACCCGAUACUUUGCAAGCACAGACUCUGAUAAGCAAAUCAUGCAGAACCGCAAGAGUCCUGAGCAUGUGAAGGUGGGUGCCCUGAAGGACCCUCGUCUUGAUGACCAUGGCGACUUUAACAGGAUGUGCAUGGCCAUGAAGAAGAUUGGCCUGGAUGACGCGGAGAAACUGGACCUCUUCAGAGUGGUGGCUGGCGUUCUGCACCUGGGCAACAUCGACUUUGAGGAAACGGGGAGUAGCUCAGGUGGCUGUGUUCUGAAGAAUCAGUCCAGACAGACCCUGGAGUACUGUGCGGACCUGCUGGGUCUGGAUCAAGAUGACUUGAGAGUCAGUCUCACAACGAGGGUCAUGCUCACGACAGCAGGGGGCGCCAAAGGAACGGUUAUAAAAGUGCCUCUUAAGGUGGAACAAGCUAACAAUGCCCGCGAUGCCCUCGCCAAGGCCAUGUACAGCUGCCUUUUUGAUCAUGUUGUCAAACGGGUGAACCAGUGCUUCCCUUUCAAGAGUUCUUCAAGUUUCAUCGGGGUGCUGGACAUUGCUGGCUUUGAGUACUUUGAGCACAACAGCUUUGAGCAGUUCUGUAUCAAUUACUGCAACGAGAAACUGCAGCAGUUCUUCAAUGAGCGCAUUCUUAAAGAGGAGCAAGAGCUCUAUCAAAAGGAAGGACUGGGAGUGAAUGAAGUGCAUUAUGUUGACAAUCAGGACUGUAUAGACCUAGUUGAAGGAAAGCUGAUGGGCAUCCUGGACAUUUUGGACGAAGAGAACCGUCUUCCCCAGCCCAGUGACCAACACUUUGCACUGGCUGUUCACAGCAAGCAUAAAGACCACUUCAGACUGACGGUUCCCAGGAAGUCCAAACUGACUAUUCAUCGGAAUCUCCGGGAUGAUGAAGGCUUUAUUAUCAGGCACUUUGCCGGAGCAGUGUGCUAUGAAACGACUCGGUUUGUGGAGAAGAACAAUGAUGCCCUCCACAUGUCCUUGGAGUGCUUAGUGUGCGAAUCCAAGGACAGCUUUGUACGGGAGCUCUUUGAGAACUCCACGGGCAACAAGGACUCCAAACAGAAAGCGGGAAAACUUGGCUUCAUCAGUGUUGGGAACAAAUUCAAGACUCAGCUCAACCUCCUGCUGGAGAAGCUUCGCAGUACCGGCUCAAGUUUUAUCCGCUGUGUCAAACCCAACCUCAAAAUGGGUAGCCACCAGUUUGAAGGUGCCCUCAUUCUCUCUCAGCUGCAGUGCUCAGGAAUGGUGUCAGUGCUGGACCUGAUGCAGGGUGGGUUUCCCUCCCGAGCCCCCUUCCAUGAGCUUUACAACAUGUAUAAAGAGUACAUGCCUGAUAAGCUCACUCGACUGAACCCAAGACUCUUCUGCAAGGCGUUGUUUAAAGCGCUGGGGCUGAAUGACAAUGACUUCAAAUUUGGAUUGACCAGAGUUUUCUUUCGCCCUGGAAAGUUUGCCGAGUUUGACCAGAUCAUGAAGUCGGAUCCUGACCACCUGGCAGAACUACUGAAGAAAGUCAACAAGUGGUUGGUGUGCAGCCGCUGGAAGAAGGUCCAGUGGUGUAGCCUGUCUGUCAUCAAAUUGAGGAACAAGAUGAGCUACAGGGCUUUGGCGUGCAUUAAGAUUCAGAAGACUGUGCGCAUGUGGUUAUGUAAGAGGAAGCACAAGCCGCGCGUUGAUGGUAUGGUGAAGGUGACCAACCUGAAGAAGCACAUGGAGCGCUUCAACGAAGUGGUCAACGGGCUGAAAGAGGGCAAACAGGAGAUGGCCAAGCAGGUCCAAGAGCUGGCAGCAAGCAUAGAUGCUCUGUUAGCUAAAAUAAAGGGCUCAGCGAUGACCUGGAAGGAGAUUGACAGCGAGUACCAAGUGUUGAUGAAGCGCUCCGAGCAGCUGCUCUCCUCCAUGCAGGAGAAGAAACAGCAAGAAGAAGAAACUGAGAGGCUGAAGCACAUCGAGGAGGAGAUGGACAAAGAGAGGAAGAGGAGGGAAAAGGACGAGCAACGGCGCAAACAAGAGGAGGAGGACCGAAGGCUGAAAACAGAGAUGGAGACAAAACGGAAGCAGGAAGAGGAGGAUAGAAAAAAGAGAGAAGAAGAGGAAAAGGUUUUGCAGGCGGAGUUGGAAAUCCAGUUGGCUCUGGAGCGGGAGGAGCAGAUCCAACGGACAGCCAUUCUAGAGCAGGAGAGACGUGAUAGGGAGCUGGCCAUGAGGAUCGCUCAGAGUGAGGCCGAGCUGAUCACUGAAGAUGGCCAGGUGGACGCAAGUCUGCGCAGUGAUGAGGCUUUUUUGGAUCUCCCUAUCUCUGCAUCCUCAGCCAGAGCCAUGGGCCCUCAGGUGCAGGCAACCAAAGCCGCUGCUGGCGUGAAAAAGUAUGACCUCAGCAAGUGGAAGUAUGCUGAGCUGCGAGAUGUCAUCAACACUUCCUGUGACAUAGAUCUGUUGGCGGCCUGUCGAGAGGAGUUCCACCGCCGUCUGAAGGUCUACCACGCGUGGAAGUCCAAGAACAAGAAACGCAACGACGACGGAAGUGAUCAGAGGGCUCCAAAGUCUGUCACUGACUACGCUCAACAAAACCCUGCCCCGGCCAUGCUGGCUCAGCACCAAGAAGUAGCCAUGAACCGGCAGCAACGUUACUUCCGCAUCCCUUUCAUCCGCCCGGCGGACCAGUAUAAGGACCCCCAGAAUAAGAAGAAAGGCUGGUGGUAUGCACACUUUGAUGGACCCUGGAUAGCUCGACAGAUGGAGCUCCACCCGGACAAACGACCCAUUGUGCUGGUGGCAGGGAAAGAUGACAUGGAAAUGUGCGAGCUGAGUUUGGAAGAGACGGGUCUGACCCGGAAGAGAGGGGCCGAGAUCCUUCCCAGGCAGUUUGAGGAAAUCUGGGAGCGCUGCGACGGGAUUCAGUACCUGAAGAAAGCCAUCGAGAACAAGCAUGCCCGGCCUACGUACGCCACCGCCAUGCUGCAGAACCUCCUUAAGUGACCCCUCAGACGCCACUGCGGUCCGAUGCAAGAUGGGCAGCGUCCUGAACAGUAGCUGUAAGUCUUCUUUGCUGUGUUCUUUCUAGACAUUGUGUUACUUUAAAAGAGGCCUUAAAUUGGAACACACGUGCGCACCUCACACGUUCAGCCCGAGACCUUAACUGUGUUUUUAUCGCGCGUGUGUGAAGUUGUUGUUUCUUGGAGCUUCGUUCCAUUCUGAUCUGUGCAGGUUUGCAGUGUCUUUGUGUGCGUCUGAUCAAAUAUGAUCAUAUUCAUCUUGCAUUCUGUUUGUGUUUACACUGCAGCAUUGUAGAAAAUAAAAUACCACCCU